Messenger RNA from Heterotrigona itama, 638 nucleotides. The record is from the annotation of a GenBank genome assembly. Lineage: Eukaryota; Metazoa; Arthropoda; Insecta; Hymenoptera; Apidae.
AUCGUGAAAAAUUUCGCUCACUCGCAGGAUAUUAAAUCUUAUUGCCGAGACAUUCCUGGCGCUUUCCCUUAUCCAAUUAUUGCCGAUCCGGAUCGUUCUUUGGCAGUGAAGUUAGACAUGAUCGAUGAAGAUGGCAAAGAUGAUCCAGAACAAGCGUUAACUGUUCGCGCUUUGUACGUUAUAAGCCCCGAUCAUCGUUUACGUUUAUCCAUGCAUUAUCCAAUGUCCACUGGACGCAAUGUAGACCUGGUGAAAAAGUUAUGAUUCUUCCGACUGUGAAAGACGAAGAACUCCCUAAACUCUUCCCCAAGGGAGUGGACAAAGUAUCAAUGCCUUCUGGAAAGGUUUACGUCCGCACAACCACAAAUUAUUGAAUGUAUUCAUUAAUGAGUAAGAUGUAUUAUUUUAUAUUUUGCACUUUUGCAAACAAAAAAAAAAAAUUGUUCAAAUAAAGAGAUAAUUUUUGACAGUGUAAUGCACUUUGGACUGGAAUUUUUAUUAUCACAAUAUAAACCACGGGAGAACAAUUUUAUACGAAUUACGAAUUUUGUUACUUGUAUAUCUUUUUGCCACCUAACAUUUUAGCGAUUAAAAUGAGCCAUCACUUUUUAUAUCAUCUAAAUACAUAUUAGAAAGUA